Molecule: messenger RNA, 340 nt
Organism: Eurypyga helias (sunbittern)
Lineage: Eukaryota; Metazoa; Chordata; Aves; Eurypygiformes; Eurypygidae
Product: insulin-induced gene 1 protein-like
Exons: 1
Biological process (GO): SREBP signaling pathway; cholesterol biosynthetic process; cellular response to insulin stimulus
Cellular component (GO): SREBP-SCAP-Insig complex; endoplasmic reticulum
Source: RefSeq, a predicted model, not a curated record
AAAACCCAGCUGGGGGACACGGCUGCGGGUCUGGCCGCCAAGGUGGGCGAGAUGCUGAGCUCCUCCGUCUCCAGCCCCUCGCUGGCCUUGGUGGGUCACGGAGCACGCAGCCCCGGUGCCUCCGGGGCCAGCAGCACCAGCAGCAGCACCGCCAGCACCUUGGACUUGAGUCAGCACCUGGUGCAGAGGAGCGUGGUCCUCUUCGUCGUGGGUGCUUUCAUGGCCCUGGUGCUGAACUUGCUGCAAAUCCAGCGAAAUGUGACUCUGUUCCCCGACGAAGUGAUUUCUACUCUCUUCUCCUCCGCCUGGUGGGUGCCUCCGUGCUGCGGGACAGCAGCAG